Molecule: messenger RNA, 1425 nt
Organism: Tetrahymena thermophila SB210
Lineage: Eukaryota; Ciliophora; Oligohymenophorea; Hymenostomatida; Tetrahymenidae
Product: zinc finger, C2H2 type family protein
Exons: 1
Source: RefSeq, a predicted model, not a curated record
AUGAGUAAAAAGAGACCACAAGAAGAUUCAAAUCAAGACUAAGAUUACUAAUAAGAAGAAAGUUAAAAGAAUAGCUCUGCAAAUGAUGAAGAUGACAAGAAGAAAGAAAAUAAAUUCAUGUGUAAAUGCGGAAAAGGUUAUGGUUUACAAUCUUCACUAUUUAACCAUAUAAGAAUUAAGCAUGAUGAUAAUAAAGCUGAAUGGGCUAAAGAAAGAAAUGUCAAACCAGGUAGGCCAAAAAAUACAGAAACCAGCAAAGAUAAAGCAUAGAAAAAUCCUUAAAAAAAAGAAAAAAAACCAGAAGGUGUAGAUAAUAAUACUUGGGAUUUACUAUAGCUCUAUAGGAAUCCACUAUUUAAUAAUUUAAUCAUUAAAUUUGGUGAUAAAAUGAAGGAAAAUUAUACUGGUGAUACCUCAGUUGAUAAAGUUGAAAAAAAUAAUUGGGAAAUAUAUGAGGAGAGAAGGAAAGAUAUUUACUAAACUAUUAAUUUCUGCGUUAAAGAUAGGAAUGAUAUAUCAGAGAAGACAGAUUUCCUUCUUCGUGCAUGGGCACAGCUUCUCAAUCCUGCAAAUUAAGUAAGUAUUUUCAUCGCUUUUGUCUCUGAGUAUAUCUAGAAAUUCUAUGACCUCCCAGAUGAAAAGAAAGAUAAAAUAGAAGCAUUUGUAUAAAAAAUAAAAAUUAAUGAUAAAGAAACCAUAUAAGAUUAUAAAAAUAUAAGUGAAAAAAUUAGAGAAGUUUUAAAUAAAGAAUACAAGCUAGAAAAACAAGAUGGAUAAGCAUAAGAUUAGCAGAGUAAUCAAAUUUAAGGGGAGGAAGAAGAAGAAGAUAGUGUUAAUGAUAAUAAUUAAGUGGAAGAUAUGUAAUAAUAACAACAAUAAUUGUAAUAAUAAUAAGAUUAGUAAGAUUUAGAAAUUUAUGAAUAAUAGAAGCACGAGCUGAAUAAUGGAUUGUAAAAUAAUUAAGUAAUUCAAAAUUAUAAUCAAGAUUAUGAAUUUUAACAAAAUUAAUAAAUGCACUACAACAAUUAUACAUAUUAAUAUGACAAUUAGAUCAAUAAUUAGAAUAAUCACGAUAACUAUAACAAUAAUAAUAAUUUUGAUAAUGGAGAUUUUUAAAUAAAUGAGCUGUUGGGUUAAACUGAUUAUGUUUAAGAAGACUAACCUAAUCAAAAUAAUGUUAGUUAUUUUAAUCAACAAUCAUUUAAAUUUACCUCUUACAAUAUGAUAGAUUAAAUAUCAAAAGUUUAGAAUAACAUCUCUUUUAACAAUUAAAAUUCGUAGAUGCUUUUUAAUUGUUAUUCAUAAUACCAAAAUAAUCUGAAUGAAGAAGAAUACAAUGAAGAUAAUGAAAAUGAAGACAACGAUGAUGAUAAUGAAGAUAAUGGUGAUGAAUUUAAUUAAAUAAAUUAAAACACAUAUAAUUGA